This is a messenger RNA of Impatiens glandulifera, 1926 nucleotides long. Its product is annotated as proline-rich receptor-like protein kinase PERK7. Gene Ontology annotation, molecular function: ATP binding; protein kinase activity. The coding region runs from base 1 to 1911 and encodes 636 amino acids. NCBI's taxonomy places the organism in Eukaryota, Viridiplantae, Streptophyta, Magnoliopsida, Ericales, Balsaminaceae. The transcript has 8 exons. Gene Ontology annotation, biological process: protein phosphorylation. The record is from RefSeq and is a predicted model, not a curated record.
AUGGAGGAGAGGAGGGGUCUCCGAACACCUAAAUCCUCAACAAUUACAACAACAACAACUAAAAUGACCACAAAAUUUCUCAUUUUAUCGCGCAAAUUAGAUGAAGAAGUUUCCAUAUUUGAUUCUCCUCCACCACCCGGUAGUUCUAACUCGUAUCCACCGCCUCCGACAACCGAUUCGUCUCCACCACCGCCUCCACCGCCGCCGCCGCCACCGCCGCCUGAUGAUCAAUCUUCUCCCCCGCCGCCGGAUAAUAAUAAUAAUAAUAAUAACGAGAGUCCUCCUCCACCAAAAGGGUCGUCAAAAUCAAAGCAUUCGCCUGUCCAUAAGUCGCCGUCGUCUGGCCACGGUGGCUCGUCCGAUGAUCAUGGAUCGUCGGGUAAUGAUGCGGCGGUUAUCGCCGGUGUUCUUAUUGGAGUGGGGAUCUUUUUGAUUUUGAUGUUUGUGCUGAUAUGUUGCUGUUGUAGAAAGAAAAGGAAAAUGAAGGAUCAUGAUCAGAUGAAAUAUUACAGCCAAAAUUCAGACGGCAAUAAAAUGGGUUUUAACUACAGCGAUCAAUACCAACAAGGAAAUAACUGGAACUCCUCAUCAAAAGACAUGCCAUACGGAAUCCCACCGCCGCCUGGCCACGUCAGCUCCGAGCAAUGGCCGGCGGUGCCACCACCACCUCCGCCAGGAAUGGGCAGCAGCGAGGUUGGUUCAACCGGUGGGUUCUCCUCCGGUCCAAGAAUGACAGCCCUGCCGCCGCCUCAUCCUACCGUAGCUCUUGGUUUCAACAAGAGCACGUUUAACUACGACGAGCUUGCGGCGGCGACAGGGAAAUUUGCUAGGGAGAACUUACUUGGACAGGGUGGAUUUGGGUAUGUUUAUAAAGGUGUGUUGCCUAAUGGUAAAGAGAUUGCGGUUAAGAGUUUGAAAUCGGGAAGUGGACAAGGGGAAAGGGAGUUUCAAGCGGAAGUGGAGAUUAUUAGUAGGGUUCAUCAUCGUCAUCUUGUGUCUUUGGUUGGAUAUUGCAUUGCAGGAUCUCAAAGGAUGUUGGUUUAUGAAUUUGUUGCUAAUAGUUCACUCGAACAUCAUCUUUAUGGAAAAGGAGUUGCUGUAAUGGAUUUCCAGACAAGGCUAAAGAUUGCUCUCGGAUCGGCGAAAGGGUUUGCUUAUCUUCACGAAGAUUGUCAUCCAAGGAUUAUCCAUAGAGAUAUUAAGGCUCCUAACAUUCUUCUUGAUGAAAAUUUUGAAGCUAAGGUGGCAGAUUUUGGAUUGGCUAAGCUCUCUAAUGAUACCAAUACGCAUGUAUCCACACGAAUUAUGGGAACCUUUGGGUACUUAGCUCCAGAAUAUGCAUCAUCAGGAAAGCUAACCGAUAAAUCUGAUGUUUACUCAUAUGGUGUAAUGCUCUUGGAACUGAUAACCGGAAAACGCCCUAUUGAUAUAACAAGCGAUAACGAUGAUGACACCUUAGUGGAUUGGGCUAGGCCAAUCCUAUCAAGUGCCAUGGAGGGUGAAAGCUACGAUGAAUUGGUGGAUCCGAGACUCGAAGGAAGAUACGAUCCCCAUGAAAUGAUGCGAAUGGUGGCGUGUGCUUCCGCUUCAAUCAGACACUCUGCUAGACGGCGACCAAAGAUGAGCCAGAUUGUGCGAGCACUAGAGGGUGAUGUAUCAUUGGAGGCAUUGAAUGAAGGGAUGAAACAUACAAACAGUUCCAUGUCUUUAUCAACUGCGAGCUCCGAAUACGAAACAUCGGAAAUGAAGAAGCUAAAAGGGACUGGUGCAAUUUCUAGCCAAGAAUUCUCAAGCAGUGGAGAACAAGGAAAUACGGGUGAGUUUGGACACCCUUCUCCUACGGGUUCUGUCCAAUCUCAAGAAAUGCGAUCUAAUGUGGGACGAAAACAAAGUCCACAAGGCUUCUAUUAGUAAUACCAGCAAAGA